AUGAUCAAACGAGGAGCAGCGCGUCUGUCAAGGCCCAUCACGGGCUCUGCAUGGUCGCGUCAUCUGCGGAAGACAAUUCGUGCCUACAACACGUCCCUGAGGCCCGCGUUCGACAAGAGCGAAGUGCCUUGCACGUCCCUCCUCCCGCGUCCGGGCCAGCUACGGCGACCGCACCCAGCUAGCAGCGAGAGCCAGAUUCGCAGGGAGCACACCUGCCGUCCCAGAAGCCAGAAGCCAGAAGCCAGGAGCCAGAAGCCGACCAGCGGCAUACUGCAAGGAGGAAGCGGCGCGGGCUCUCCUCACGCACGAGUAAGAGCCAGAGUCGCGCACCGCACGCGAGAUGAAAAUGCGUGCGGCAUGCGAUAUGCACGCGGCCGACACGGGCGCGCAGCCGGCGCACGCGCAUCCCCUUCCCGCGUCGGACGGUCGGGAGAUGCACGCCGUCUCCGCGCUCCUGCCCCUCGCCGCGCCGCGCCGCGCCCGGCUCCGGCAAGUCUGCCUUCCGGCGCCGUCGGGUCGGGCUACCGUGGGCCGUCGGUCGGCCCGCCGUUGGGACGCGUGUCAACGGGCCACAGGGGUUCAGGUCGAGUCGGACAGCGGACAGCCGCCCUAGGGGGCGUUCCAGGGACCGUGCGCGCACGUGCCUGCGCGCCGCAGAUCGUGGCCACGGCGGCGGUCCACGCACGCGCGUGCGGCGGUGUUGUGUGUGUGCAUGAGGGGGAGGGGAAGGGGAAGGGGAAGGGGGAGGGGGAGUGUAUAUUCGGGCAGUGGACGGGAGGCGGCGGUCACCCAGCAGCGAGUAUGGGUAUGUUUCAUGUGGACGGGGCGAUCACGCGAGGCGCGGAGCUGCUGAGAGCGGGGAUCACGGCGCGGAUGGGGGCGCAUCUCGAACAUGAAGAACCGAAGGGAGGCAGGGACGGAGAUGAGGCGGGUGUGUUUGUCAAGAUAUCCCAGAAGGGCGCGCUCAGCCAUGCCUGUCCGCGAGGUCUACUUGUGAAGCCGAUUGAGGAGAAAUAG
Postia placenta MAD-698-R-SB12 is the source of this 1017-nucleotide messenger RNA. RefSeq lists its product as hypothetical. NCBI's taxonomy places the organism in Eukaryota, Fungi, Basidiomycota, Agaricomycetes, Polyporales, Adustoporiaceae. The transcript is spliced from 7 exons. The record is from RefSeq and is a predicted model, not a curated record. Bases 1 to 1017 code for a protein of 338 amino acids.